CACGUAUGAAUAUUAAUUUUGCUGACGACAUUUUUAUUCAUUGAUUUUAUUUCUACCGGUAACGUUACGCUCGUUGUUAUCAUUUAUUAGUUGUCCGUAGUCUGUUGUACAGCAGUCGCAUUUUGCGUCUUUGUGUCACUGCAGGUUGCAGCUCCCGUCUGCUUUAGAGUGUCCUCGUCCUGCUGCACUGCACUGCUGCAGUGCUGCAGCAAUCGUCACUGUUCGUUUUCAAUUUUUUCACUAUUCAAUACCUUCUUUGUGUGACUCGUCUGCUUCGUGCGUGUGCGCAGUGCGCGCCUCGAGCUGUUCUUCUGGCCCCACUACGUUAGGGGAUACGUUGAACUUGUCUUUUGAGUUCGAUACAGCUACAGCAAUAAAAAUGAUAAUUUUGACGUUCGGUCGUCGUCCGGUCAGAUCGUGUCUGCGACUUCGUUCGGGGCCAACGCACUACGGUACCUACUGUUAUUGUUUAUUAUGUAAUAGUAUUAUUUUUAUAUUUUUAUCACUUUUACUAAAUAUACAAUAAUUGUCUACGAUUAUUUUUAUUAUUCGUGUUAGUUCUUACGAUUUGAAAUUCAUUAAUUGAUAAAAUGUAUUUAUAAUAUAGGUAAUUAGCAUUUGUUUUUAUUUUUUGAUUUAGCGUAACCAAUCGUUUUUGAAAGUGUUCUAAGAAUCAUUCGUCUUGAUCAAUUGUUUUUAAGAUAGUCGAAUCUUUGAAUUAUCAUCUACUCGAGUCAUGCAAGAAAAGUUUCCGAAAACUGACUCAUCAUCUGUUCCAGUUAUAUCACAAUAUCAAGUAAUAGUUUUGUUUUGUGUAUAAUCUUUCUUCUUUUUAUUUCUUAUGUAAUAUUAAUUAGGUACUAGGUAGAUAUAAAACAUAAUUUGUUUUGAUUAUUAUUUCAGUUGGCAUAUCCGUGUUUAUAUAUUAGGUAUAUGGUUAUUAUUGAAUAAUUUAGGUGUCUAUUUAGGGAUACCUAGUUUAAUUGUGAUUGAUUAAAUUGCAUAUUAUAUAAAUUACAAAGCACCUAGGUAAUGGUAGUAAAUAAAUAAUAAGUGAUAACAUAACAAUGAGUUUGACAGCUAUUUUUGAUAUUUUCUUAUUACCUACAAUAUUUAUAUUUGCCUUGCAGAACAAAUUUAUUAAAUUUGUAUAAUGGUAAUUAUAAUUCUGAUUUAAAUUGUCCUGUUUCCUAUCAUUCUUCACCCUCAAGGCUGCGAAAGACUCCUUUCAAAUAUAUGACGAUUAAAGAUAGGUAGCACAGUAUAAUAUUGUGCAAUGUAUUUACCAUCUAUAAUCGUGAAAUAUACAUAAAUUUAACAAAAUCUAUGACAUACAUUUAAUCCCAGACUAUAUAUAAUGAUAUAUAAUAUUUUCAAGAAAUUAAUAUUAAAAUGUUUUUAUUUUUUAGUGGAGAGAUAUACCUAUUUAGAAAAAAAAAUUUUAUUUUAAUCACCCCUUAACCAAUAGAAAAAAUUACUUUUAUUUGUGUACUUUUUGAACAUAUUCAAAAUAGUUGAUUUGUAAUAGAUAUUUUUCUAAAAAUUUUAAUUUCAUUACAUAUAUACAGACAUAUCUGAUGAAUAGUUUCUUAGUAAUAGCCAUUUUAAUUUCUACAGAAGAUGCGUGAAAAAGUUAUAUUCAAUAGAUUACUUACCAUGGUACGUAAUAAGAAAUUACAAUUGUAAUAUAGAUAAUAAAUCUGUCAACUGAUAAAUAUUUAUACAAUGAGAGGUUUUUGGGUAUUAUAAAUUAUUUAUAGUUAGAAAUUAAAACAGCUAUUACCAAGAAACUAUUGAUCAGAUAUGCAUGUAUGGUAAACUAAAAGGUUUAGUAUAAUAUUUUUUAUAUAAUGGCUACAUUGAAAAUGUUGGUAAAUUAAAAAUAAAGUAAUUUUCUCAGUUAUUAAGAGAUGAAAAUAAAAAUUUAAUUUUUCUGUAUAUAAGUAUCCCCUAGUGCAAAAUCUAAUUGAAAAAAAAAAUAAAUUUAAAAUAAACAGUUAUUAACAUCUGGAAAACAUUGUAAAAUACUCUAUAUAGUUACAAUAAUGUGUAAGAUGAUAUCUUCUUUUCCAUCCUAAAUAAUUGGGGUUGGCCAAAUAUGUAGAAUACCUAAUAUCCAGUACCAGUAAUAAAGUACCUAUUUGAGUGCAAAUAUUGUUUAAAUAAUUUACUAUUUAUAUUAUGAAGAAAACCUCAAACUCUUGUCAUAAAUAAAUGUGUAUAAAUUAAAAGUAUCUAAUUAAUGAUUAUUGACUGUUGUAUACAAAUUUCAUUAGCUAUUGUAUAGUGAUGGCGUAUAUUAUCUAAUUGGAAAAUGUCAUCUACCGAAUUAAUUAUAAUUAUUUUAUUGUUUUAAUAUAUAAAUAUGUAUUAAUUAUAUUAUACAUUUAGACUAUAUUCACUAUUUUUAAUCAUACAUUGGGUACAUAAAUUAAUGAAAUCAAUCGACAGUUGAUGUUUUGGAACUCGAGAGUACAUUACUCUAUUACAUAAGUGCCUAAAUGCAGAAUAUGAAGAAUAGUGUUAAUUAGUUUAGAUAUUAUAUUGAAUUGUUUUUAUUUCUUUCCUUCAUAUGUCCACCUACUUAGAUGCCUCAAUAUUUAUUUUUCACCAAAUAUAUGUGCCUUAACAAAUUAACAAACUUGAUUAUAUUUAGAAUAUCAUUUUAGAUCCUGAGCGGAACAAGGAAUGUGUUGGUUUUACAAUUAUGUUUAUUUAAUUAUUUUUUUUUUUCUUGGAACAACUUUUCUACCAAAAUUUUUUUUUUUGAUAUUCAAGUGUAGCACUUUUUUUGAAAGGAAAUCUGACUGGGGUGGUACUUUAGGGAGGUGAUUUUUUGAUUUUCCCAAGUUUUUUUUUUAAUAAAUGGAGAAAAACUGGAAAAUUUACAAAAUCGUGUUCAAAAUCGUUUUUCUUUAGCAAUAAUUAGAGCCUGGAUUUACAUGUUUAUUUUAACAGUCCAAAACGUAGCUAGAUAAGCUACAAGUAUAAAUUAUAGUCAAUAGAUUUGAAAUACUAAGUUUAUUUUGUCAUUUUUAAUGUAUACUGUAUAUUUCUGAAUUUUAUGAUUUUUCACUGCAUUAUAGUCAAAUACCUAAGUGUUAUAUACCCAUUUAUUUUACUAUUGUUCUUUAUUUUAUCACAUAUACCUAAGGUUCGUAAGGAAUUUGUUUUCUUAUAUUAUCUAAUCGCUUCUAGAUAAAGAUAAUUCGGUCAUAACUAGUUGUUGUAAUCUAUAUAUUGAGUAGGUUUUCGUAAACUAUAUUUUAAUUGUGUUUCAAUAAUACUCUACUAAGUUUUUUUAAAUUGAUUUGCGUUCAUCUAUGAGCGAAUGUUCGAAAUGUUACAAAAUUCAACAUACAGUUAAGUACAAUAUACAAAGAACUAUUUAAUUAUUUCUACUAAAUAUUUAAUAUAUUUUUUUGUUCUGUAUAUUAGUUAUUUAAUGAAUUAUGUACAUUUCUAAAUUAAAUCAAUUUUAUUAACAUCAAUUUUUCUUUGGGUAUAUUUUAAUGAUAACUAGUGAAUAAAUCCAUGCACGUUCCUUUCAUUUUUAGUGCAUGUAAUUCAGGACCCUAGUAAUAAUUAAUCUUUGUAUACAGAUAUAUUUCACAGAUUUAUACAGACAUAAAUUUCCCAACUUCUCACCUCCAACAAUGGCCCACCCAUCAUGUAAAGUAUUGUCCGUUUUUUAGAUUAUUCAAAUGGUUAUCAUUACACUAGAUGGUGAAUUUAGCUUCAAACGAAGUUUGUCUAAUAAAAGAAUAAUUUGUCAUAUACAUUUUUUUAUGAUUCUAUGAAUAUCUUUUAUUAAAGUAAUUUUAAAAGUAUAGCAAGGAAUAUAUUAGUUUUUCCAUGAUAUAAUGUAUUUUUUUUCUGUCCAUAAUCUUUUCAACUAGAAAACGUUGUCUAUAGCCUUGUUCUAAAAAGAAAUGUUGAUUAGUUGGUGCAUUCACAAGUUGUUUUUGAAUUUUCAUUUUAGUUUUUUUAAUAAAAAAAAAUGUAAAUUUAUUGUUUAAUUUUUAUUGAUUUCUGCGUUACCUUAGCAACAACAAAAAAACACGACUCAUACUACUCCGCUUGGUAAUGUUUAUUUCAUAUGAAAUGAUUUAUUGUUGCAUACAGGUUGUAAACUGAAUUAUUUUAUGUAUCCAAGCUUUCUAUCUAUUCUAUUUAAUAGUAGGUAAUAGGUAUCACAUUUUAAAAUAUUUUUAAUUAAUAAUGUAUUUUAAACAAGAGUAAUGUUUUUUUAACUAUUAAAUUUGUAUAGAUGAUGAGAUACAAAAUUAUUGACUAUAUUUAAGGCUUCAUAAAUAAUUUUGAUUAAUAUUUACUAUUUAUUAAUUAGUUAUGAUAUUUCAGAAAAUUAUGUAUUUAAUUUUCCAUUGACAACAAUUUUAGUAUUUACUUGAAACUAUAUUUAAAUAAAUUAUUUUAUUUUCAAUGUUAUCAUAAUGUACAUACAAAUAUUUCUUUAUUUAUCAUUACAGAUUAGUUUUGUUAAUCAUUUUAUUAUCGAGAAUUGAAGGUUAAUAAACUUUGAUUUGUGUUAAUUUUGUGUCAAAAAAAUAAAUAUGAAACCAAUCUUAUCAUUAUAAUUUUAAUACCUUACAUUUUUAAUUAUUUUUAUUGCAUAUAAGUGAAUUUAUCAUUACAUCAGUAUCAUACAGUUUAAUAAAUUUAUUAUUAACAGAUAACUGAAUUGAAAAUGUUAAUAAAUUGAGUUGUCAAUAAUCAUGAGCUAUUUUGAGUAGUUUAAUUUGAUUUGAUUUUUUUCAGAGGAUGAAGAACGAUGAAGGAUUUUCUAGAAAUACAAGUUUUUCUUCAAUAAAUUUUGACAUUUGCAGGUAUGAAUAUUACAAUAGUAUGAAACUAAAUUUAAAUUGCUUUCUAUAAUUAUUAAUUUGUUCAGUGAAUUUAAUAUUUUAUUAAAAUUGUUAUAAAUGGAUUGCAUAUGUAUUCUUUUCUUUUUUUUUUAAAUAAUUUUUGCUACCUCAAUGUAUAUGUAUUAUAAUAUGCACACCAGUGGUGUAUUUGAGGAUGGGUGGAUCGCCCCUCCUUGACAUUUUUCAGCUGUGAUUUUUCAAUCGGGGCUAUAAGCAAUAAAUGGUAUUUUUUAUCAAUGUUACCAAAAAAUAAUGAUAAUGAUAUAACUAGGGUAAUUUUUUAUCUAUAUUACAUAUAGGGAUAUCAAUGUGGAUGUCCAAACAGUAGUCAUCAUAGAUUGAUUUGUAGGAGAAAAAAAAAUGAAUAUUGCUUUAAAUUUUUUGUGUAUUCGAUAUGAAUACAUAAUGUAUACAUAUUAUUAUGUAUAUUAUGUUACGGGUAAAUGCCGAAAUCGUGAAAGUCUUAGAAAUGCCUGGGCAAAAUGCGAAAUGUCCACAAUACUUAAUCAAAACUUCAUAUUUCGGAUUUUUUCUUGACAAAACUAUUUAGUAGUGACCAACAUCAUUUCAGAAAAACUGUAAAGUCCAUAAAAUACAAUUUUUCACAUUUCUGAGAUUUACCCGAUUUCAGAUUCUGAUCGUAACAUCUAUAUUAUAUAUAUACAUAAUUUUUUUUUUUAGAUUCUUAGUGUAGCGAAGAAUAUAUUGGUUUUACAAAGACGUUUAUUUUUCUUCUUUUUUUAUACUGUGUACAAAAAUUCUACCAGAAAUCUUGCUCUGGUGUAUACAUUGUAGACCCUUUUCUGAAAGAAAAUUUUCUUGGGGUGAUACUUUAGGGAGAUCAUUUUUUGAUUUUCUUAGGAAUUUUAUGAAUCAAAUGGGAUGAACGAAAACAAAAAAGGAAAAAUGUAUGAAAUAUAUCAGUAUAAUAUUAAAAUUUUUAUUUUCUGUGAAUAACUUUUCUACUGCCAAUUUUGGUCCGAUUUACAAUGAUAGCAUCUUUUCUAAAAGGAAAUCUGACUUGGAAAGUACUUUAGGGAGGUAAUUUUUCGAUUUUCCCGAGAAUUUUCUUAUGUGAAAAACUGGAAAAAAUCUUAGGAAAAUCCAAACAAUAUUAAACUAACACCAUUAAAGAAAUUAUGCUUAUAAUUAUUUUAACAUAAUAUGACAUACAUAUAUAUAUAUAUAUAUAUAUAUUGUUGACAAAGCAUCACUAUCAACUGAACUCUGCUCAGAAUCGUUUUUUCGUUAGCAAUAGUUUAUUUUUAUUUGUUAUUGUUGGGGACAAUUACACUAAAUUCCCUUCUGUAUCUUACCUUCCCAACUUCCCACAUACAACAGUGUCUGUACCUGUCUCUAUUAUCCUAGAAUAACAUUUUUUUUUUUUGUAAAUUAUCAAUUAGAGUUUAUACCUAUUUUUUUAAUGCCAAGGAGAGGAAUCAUAAAAUAAAAUAAAAAUGAUAACUGUUGAUUUUUCUUUGGAACGAGGAAACCCCUUGCGAUAUUUUGUGGUGUAUUACAAUUGUUUAAACCAUCUUUUUCUCAUUGAGCUCCAGAUAUGCCGUUGAUGCACACCCCUUUUCAUAUUACUUUUAAUAAAUACCUAUUAUAUGUAAGUAUUGUGGGUUAACAUUUUUCAUUUAUUGUUUAGUGUGUUGUAACUAGAAAUAGUGUCUAACUUGAAAAGUAUUAUGUUUAUUUAUCUUUAACUCUAUUAUGUUAUAUUUCUGUAGUUUUAAUGAGUAAAGUAACCUAAUUUCAUGGUUUCAAAAUAUUUACUUUUGUGUAAUGUUUAAUGUAAUAAAAAAAUAAAAUGUCCCGUCAAAAGUAUCAGUUAGUAUAAUUGUAGAAUGUUUUACUUAGAUAAACUUGACCGAAAAAAAAAACCUUAAAAGCACGGGUCAAAGUUUUUAAUUAAUAUUUAUAAGUGUAGGUCUUCCUGUAGUUUAUUGAAUACUUAAUAUUAUACUUAUGCUAGGUCACAAUAUAAACAUUAAUGAAUCUAUAGCAAAGUAUGAAUGAAUAAACUGUUUAAUGGUUCACUAAACUAAUUAUUAAAAUAUUAAUCCAAUGGUUCAUUAAUUUAAGAGUCCAUUAAAAAUGGUAAAGUAAACAAACUGCUUGGUUUUUUAAUUUAUUUGAUAGUUAAUUGGUUCUCAAUAUUACCCAUCUGAGUCUAUCUUUGGUUUAGUAAGAUUAAUUCUGCAACUGAAGGAACGCCAUUAUAAUUUUCUAUAAAUUUGUAAAUUCAAAGAUUAAUGUAUUUUCGUGAUGAUAAUUAUCAAACAUACAAAUUAUUUCUUUAGUUAUUAUUUUUUUCUGUGAUUAUAAGUUUUAUAUGUCUACCUGUAUUAUAUUUUUUCUUUAAUAAUAUUUGUUUAAUAUUGUACCAAUUUUCCCAUGUUUUUUCCAAUUUUUCCCAUUUAUUGGGAAAAUCGAAAAAUUAAUUUACUUAAAAAUUACUCCCUAAAGUAUCUUCCCAGUCAGAUUUCCGUUCAAAAAAAGUGUUAACAUUUUAAAUCGGAACGAAAUUGCUGGUAGAAAAGUUGUACACAUAAAAAAGGCCAUAUGUUUUUACUAAUACAUACAUUUUGUACAUUUUUCGUGUUUCCGACAUUUUAUCCCAGUUUUCUAGAUAUUAUGAAAACUGCUUGAAAAAUCAAAAAAAGACUUCUCUAAAAUACCACAGAAAUACAAUUUCCUUUCAGAAAAUAACCUACACUUGAUACGUCGGAGUAAGGUUUCUGAUGGAAUCGAGAGGCAUUUUGCGAUUAAAAUAGUCCAAGUGAGCUAUGGCUGGGCUCUACUUCUCUAGGUACACCCAAAAUGUAUUCGUUGUUUUCCUUGUGUAAAAGGGGGGGGAGGAAAUGCAAACAAUUUUGUUUAAACCGCGGAUUUGAACUCGAGACCACUAGGAUGAUAAGAAGUAGUUAUUUAACAUAACAUAUAAUAUCAGAACUUUAAAAAGCUAUAAUCUCGAAACUUAGUCAAUAAGUUAAAUUCUGACUUCAUCGGCAAUAUACUAAUUUUCGAACAAAAAAUUAGAUUUGUUCCAUGUAAUUUUUACUUAAACGAUUUUCGUCAAAAUUUAAUAUUAAAAUUCCUUUAUAAAAAAAAUACUCCAUUAAACUCAAAUUUAUUUUUUCGACCACAAAUUUAGACUCAAUAAAUCUCCUGUUAAAUUUUCAGAAAUCUCUGUUAAGUGUAAAAAUUUUACCUCAGAAUACCUAUCUAUUAAAAAUUACAUUUAAAACAAGCAAAAUUAAAAUGUCUAAAAAUGGCUUAAAUAAUUUGAAAAUUUUACUAUGUAACUAAAUUACAACAAAUAACAAAAUUGAAAAAUAAUAAAGUUAUUUUUGUACAUUUCCCGUUUUUCUUAAGUUUUAUCCUGGUUUUUCUCAGAUAUUAUGAAAACCAUCUGGAAAAUCAAAAAAUGACCUUCCUAAAGUACCUUCUGGACAUUUUCUUUCUGAAAUGGUACCGCGCAUAUAUAUCUGAGCAAGAUUUAUGGUCAAAUUUACACAGGAUAAAAAAAAAACAUCUUAAUAUAAUCAUAUAGAUUCUUCGCAUUACUCAGAAUCUAAAAUGACUUCAGCAUUUAAUGAAGCAUGUUGAUGUUUAGCUAAAAUUAUGUUAUCCUUAAUCAAAAGAUCAAGCAAAAUGGAAGAGGAAUGGAUUAAAUAAUAAAAGACACUAAACACUCUAUGUUUGAAGUUGAGGCGAAUUGUUUUAUAUUAAACUCAAGAAACAGUUUCUUUAAAAACACAAAAUGUAUAACAACUAUUUUGGACUGAAACUAUAUAAAACAUACAAAUUACAAAAAUCAUUAAUUGAUAUUUAAUUAUUUAUUUAUUCUUACCUACUUGUAUAUUUAUACCUAUGUUUAUAGUUUUAUUGAAAUUAUUAGUUUGUAUCAAUAAACAGUUUGCCUGCCAUAAGAAAAAAAAAACAACCACUAUAUUUUUAAUUGAACCGUUUUUAUGAAAACAAAAUGUUUUAAUAAAAUCAUGAUAAGCCAUUAAAUUGAUUAAAUACAUUUAAUAAACAGUUUGUGUUACCCAGAAUUAUAUUAAUACUCUAUCGUCCAUAAAUAUUAUAAAUGGAGGUUAUACUAAUAUAAAAUAAUAAUUUUCAUUUUAAAAUGUGAUGUAAAUACGCACUUCUCGUAAGGUAAUACUCGUUUACAACAGUAGUUUAUUUUUUUAUUGAGUGACGAUUUAAAAAUACAAUUCAAUUGAUCUAAUAUUAAUUUUGAAUGGAAACAGAGAUAGUCAUUAUGAGUAUUUGUAUUUUUUUUUUAAAGGAAAUAUACUUAUUAAAUGUGGUUUAUAAUGUAAAGUGAAAAUUCAAAUAGGUAAUUUUUAUUUUAAGUUUUUUUUUUUUUUUUUAGAAUAUGUCAUUGUGAAGGUGAUAUUGAUUCACCCUUAAUAGCACCAUGUUAUUGCAAUGGCUCAUUAAGAUUUGUUCAUCAAAUGUGUUUGCAACAGUGGAUUAAAUCAUCAAAUAUUCGAUGCUGUGAAUUAUGUAAAUUUCAGUUCAUUAUGCAAACAAAAAUUAAGCCUUUCAAUGAAGUAAAUUUAUAUUAUUAAACUAUUUAUUUACCUAAGUAUUGAGUAGGUUUAAUAUCUAAUUAUGAUCAUACAUUUACAGUGGGAGCAUUUAGAAUUGACUUGUAUGGAACGUAAAAAAUUGGUGUGCGCAAUGAUUUUUCAUAUAAUAGCCAUUAGUUGUGUUUGUUGGUCUCUGUUUGUGCUCUUGGAUCGCACAAUAGAUGAAGUUCGAAAAGGUCUUUUAGAAUGGCCAUUUUGGACCAAACUCAUCGUUGUUAGUAUUGGUUUUACUGGUGGGGUUGUUUUCAUGUACAUCCAAUGUAAAUCAUAUUUUAUGCUUUGCCAAAGAUGGAAAGCAUAUAACAGGUAUUUUAAUUUAAUGAUUAAAAACAAAACAAAAAUUUAAUAAAAUGUAAUUAUAAAUUAAUUUUAUUUCAGAGUAAUAUAUGUACAAAACGCUCCUGAAAAACCAAGUAAAAAUCAAAAUGUGCUCAUUGAUGUUGCCGAGAGUACUUCAGUUGAAAAUAAUGAAGUAACUACUGCAAUUGUACCUUAUAAACCACCUAUUGAAAAUGAUGAAACUAGCAUCGAUCUCAAAGGUGUACGUAAUGUUCAUAUAUUUUUCAACAAUGAAGACAAUCCAAUUCGAUUUCAAGAGAAAGAGAAUUGUGAACCAGAAGAUGUUGAAAAGUCAAUUUCUAAUGACACCGGAACAUCGUGGCACAUACAGAUUGGUAAAACUCAAGGAGAAAAUACUGAAGGUGAAUGUAGCCAAGCAGCUGUUUGUCAAAACAAUCAGUUAGACCCAUCUUUUCUAAAAUUGCAAAUUAAAACUGCAGAAAUUGUAAUCAAAUUUGCACAGAAUGAGUCUGUACCUAACGAAAAUGAAUUAGAUAACAAAAAUGUAAACAUUCAAAUUGAAGAAUCUAAAUCUAAAAAUGAUACUCCUGAUAAUGCAAAUCCUGUCCAAAUAAGACUAGAUUUUGGAAGAGAUAAGAACUACGAAGACGUGGAAGAAGGAUAUGGGUCUCCUUCUCAAUCACCAUUAUUGCCAUCAAGACGACUCGCUAACUAUAGAGAUGAUAAAUAAUAACUUAAAAAACUUUAUAUAAGCUAAUCUGUGAUUUAACAGAAAAUAAAACAUUGUUAAAAUUUAUUUUCUUCCCAUUUAGUGUAUUUUUUUAUUAUUAUAAUUUUUUUUUUUUUGAACAUUGACAAAAUAUAUAUUAUCUUCUUUUUAUAAAAAAAAUAUUCAGUAGUGUUAAAAUUUGUAUGAAUUAUUUUUAUUUAGAUGCUCAAUAUUUAAUAAGUAUGAUUAUUUUAUAAAUAUAUAUAUACACAUUUUUUUUUUUGCAUUAUUGUUAUUAGAUACUUUUUAAUGGCGAUGACGAUAAUGAUUAUAAUAAUGUAAAUUUUGACCCGGCAAAGACUGAGUUAUACAAAUGUGAUGUUGAUAAAUAUGAAAAUACUUUUUUAUGCAUUUCAUUUUUUAAUUCACCUAUGUAUAUUAUAAAUGUUAAUAUAUAAAAGGGUGUAAUUAUUAUUACCUAAUGGUAUUAAACAUCGAAAUGUAAUGUCUUUCGAAUAAUUUAAUUUCUUGUAAUAUUAUUUUAUUUAUGUUUAUAAUUAUUAUUUUAUUAUUAUAUAAUAAUAAUUCAUGACUUAUUAAAAAAAAAAAAUGUGAAAACACAUGACAAAAUAUAUAAUAUAUAUACAUAGAUUUUUUUACAAAUUUACAUGUCGGAUAUUUCUGUACCUUAUUUAUAACAUGAUUUCCCCAAUUAUUUUUGGCUAAUGUAAUGAUAGAAGCUAUUAUAAUAAAUAAUCAAGUUAGACAAAUUAUAAAGUGAAAAAUAUGAUAUGGGUCGGGCAAAGACAAACUUGUGCUCAUUAGGAAAUCUAUCUAUGAUUGACAACUAUAUAUUUUGCCUUGUGUUAAUACAAUUUUAUAUACAAUUAUUAUUAUGGCUUAUUUUAGAAAUACAAAAUACAUAGAAAAAGGGUAAAUAUAUUUUUACUAGUUACAAUUAUUGUUCUACAUUAUAACUUAUUGUUUUUGAUAAGCAUUAACAUAUAUUUUAUUUGAACAUGAAAAUAUGUUUGUGAAUUUUUAUUUCUUGAUAAAUACAUCAAUAAAUGAUCUUGCUCCUUAAAUUCAUUUUAUGUUAGUUAAUAAUAUUUUGAGAACUACUCUGUAUAUAUCUAAAACUGAUUUUUACUAAUAAUUUAGUUAAGAUAAUUAUUUUAUGUUUUUUCAUGGUUUCAAAGUUAAGAAGAAAUUACAUUUCUCUAACUAGAUGACAACAAACAAAUAUACACAAGUAAUAUAUAAGUUAAUGCGGCCGAUCAAAUUACUUUACACAAUUGUUAUUUUGUACUUUAAACUGUCAUAUUUACACUAAUAAAUGUACAUAAUAGAAACAACACCAUUAUUUUAAAUAAGCAUAGAUUUUUUUCACAAUUAUAAAUGCAUUCAAUUUCGCAAAUUUGAUUGAAGCUGAUUACGACCCUGUAGACCAGGUUGCUGUUGCCCUUGCAUUUGUUGAAGAUACAUUGAAGGAGCAAUAGCUUCACUUUAUUGCUGUUAUUGGAACAUUUGACUUUGUCGUUGGUUCCUGAUGAAUUUGGCUAACAGCUAUGGCUUACUCCUCAGUAUUUGUCUGAGAUGUUGUUCGGGUUGACUAUUUAAUUGACUAUAUAAUCAAUUUGUAUAAUUGUCUUAUUUUAAGGUUUUAAUGUAUAUUUACAAAGUCAAUAUAAUAAUAUGUAUAUGUUUUUUUUCUUUUCAAUUUUAUGCAACUAUUUAUAACAUAUUUAUAUCAAUUUCUUACAAUUAUUUAUUACAGUGGCCUCUCUAAAUAUUAAUUAACAUUUUAUUUAGUCUGACUAAGUAGAAUGGUUCCAUACAUAAAUAUAUAUCUACAUAUAUUUUUAAUCUUAUUAGAAACAAAUGUCUCUCAAUGUCUUUAAAUGUAUAACUUAAAUUAUAUAAUAAUAUUAAAAAAAAACCUUAAGUUACGUUAUUUAAAGACUAAGAUAAACAAGAAGCCUUACACGGCUAUCUUAAAAAGCUGUUAAAAGAUUAUAAUAUAUAUUGUGUAUCCAAAAAAAAUAAAAAUAAAACAUUGAAUAAAUAAAUUGGAUAAAACCAUCUAGUUGGCAAUUCCCCAUUUUAAAAAUUAUAUAUCCCUUAAAAAAUAAUAUUUCUAUACAUAAUAAUAAUAAUUAUAAUAAUAUAAUAAUAAAUAUAUGUAAUAACAAAAUGUCUAAGAGUACACAAUUUUAAAUAAAAUAUUACACAUUAAUAAUAUUUAAAAAAAUCAACAAAUAUUAUUUUACUAAAGUAGGAAAUUAAAAUUGUUUUCAUGGUUUCAAUGUUAAUGAGAACGUCCUUAACUACAUUUCUCUAACUAGAUAACAACAAUAGCAAAACAAAUAUAUACAAGUCAUACAUAAGUCAACACUGCCAAUCAAAUUACUUUACUAAAUUGUUAUUUUGUAAUUUAAGCUGCCAUAUUUACAUUAAUAAAUGUACAUAAUAGAAACAAGGCCAUUAUUUUAAAUAAGCUCAAAUUUGUUUCAUAAUUAUAAAUGAAUUCAAUUUUGCAUAUUUGAUUGAGGCUGAUUAGGACCCUGGGGACCAGGUUGCUGUUGCCCUUGCAUUUGUUGAGGAUACAUAGGAGGAGUGAUAGCUCCACCUAGUUGUUAUUGUUGUUGUUAGAACAUUUGUUAUUGUCGUUGGUUCCUGAUGAAUUGGGCUAACAACUGUGGGUUACUCCUCAGUAUUUCUCUGAGACGUUGUUGUUGUUCAGGUUGACUAUGGCCAGUGGUGCGUAAUGCAUUAAUCAACUGUUCCAACGAUUAAUUGGGCAUAGGAUUAGGAUUUUAUUACUUACCCUGAGGUCUGCUUCCCAUGACUUGUUGUCGUUGAAGCAUUGUAUUUUGUUGAUUAUUGAUUAUCAUUUGUUGUUGAGGUAGGUUCAUAUACCUUUGCUGUUAAACUUGUUAUUGUUUCUGCUGCUGUUAUUGUUGCUGCAUCAUUACUUGAUUGUAAUUGGGUAUUUGGAACCAUUACUGGAGCUUUGUGAGGUAUCAUUUUUGAUUGAAUUGGCAUAUUAUGUUGUGGUGCAGCUCCGACAAAUGCUGUGUUUUCUGUCACCAGAGUACCUGUAUUAAUAAAAGCCGUCUGUCUCCUCAAUAAUUGUACUUCUUGCUGUUGUUGUUGUUUGAUCUUGUCUUUUAUUUCUGAACAGAACAAUAUCGGACACUUGAAUUGAGUACAAUACUUUGAAUGGUGGAAGCAAAGAACAACAUAUCGUUUACAUAAUGGACAGGUACCAUAACAUUUAAUUUUACACAAUUUAACGUGCUGUAUGAUUCUUUUCACACGUUGACAAGUUGAUGAACGACAAUUUGGAUCUUUACAUUGGCAAUGGUGUACAAAUGGUAAUAUGCACUGACGGAUGGAUAGUUUUCUAGUAUCUUGAGGGCCUACUUGUUUUUGAUCCUCAUUUAACGUGAUAUACGGAUAUUCUUCUUUCUCAUACAAAUUAUUAGACGAAACAUCACAAACAGUGCAGUUUUCCCUCACUUGAGGUAUCCCUGAAAUAAAUAAAACUGAUGAAUAGACAUUUGCUGUUAUUCAAAUUAAUUACUACUGGUCAUAAAAUCCGCUUCUAUUAAAAUACAAUGCAAAUAAUUUAGAGUUCUCUUACUGACUAAAAUAGUAUUGUACAAGAAAAAUAAUCAAAGAGGUGAGUUGUUGAAAAUUUCAAUAAAUGUAUCAAAAAAAUACUAUCAGGACUUUUACUAACUUAGUGUUUUUUGAAAGAAAAAAAACAUGUAACCAUAACCUAAGAUA
Molecule: messenger RNA, 14297 nt
Organism: Cinara cedri
Lineage: Eukaryota; Metazoa; Arthropoda; Insecta; Hemiptera; Aphididae
Source: the annotation of a GenBank genome assembly